Messenger RNA from Argiope bruennichi, 2096 nucleotides. RefSeq names its product peripheral plasma membrane protein CASK-like. The transcript is spliced from 14 exons. Gene Ontology annotation, biological process: regulation of neurotransmitter secretion. Gene Ontology annotation, molecular function: signaling receptor binding. NCBI's taxonomy places the organism in Eukaryota, Metazoa, Arthropoda, Arachnida, Araneae, Araneidae. Gene Ontology annotation, cellular component: plasma membrane; cell-cell junction. The record is from RefSeq and is a predicted model, not a curated record. Bases 4 to 1620 code for a protein of 538 amino acids.
AUCAUGUAUUUUCUAUAUGGAAUGGUUAAACAAUGGUCCUUAUUGGAUGCUGCAGAACACAGACAUAAGUUGUACGACAGGAUCAACACUCGUUCCUACAGCCCCAUCAAGUGCCCACCGUCCGAUGCCUUAGAAAGAGCCAAGGAGGUCCUGGCCGAGAUCGAGAACUGGCCCGACGAUACGGACCCCGAUGUUCAGGAGCUUCGAGACAUUUUGUGCGACCCCCACUUCCGGGCCCUGCUACAGGCCCAGGACGUGGUGGCGCACGAAGUGUACGGGGAGGAGGCCCUCCGAGUGACCCCUCCGCCAGCCCCCCUCUACCUGAACGGUGACCCCGAUCCACCGGGAAAUGACGACUCGGACAUGGAGAGCGUCACUAGGGUCCGACUCGUACAAUUCCAGAAGAACACCGACGAAGCCAUGGGAAUCACUUUGAAAGUGGACGAGGAAGGCCGGUGCAUCGUGGCCAGAAUCAUGCACGGAGGAAUGAUUCAUCGGCAAGCAACCCUGCAUGUUGGCGAUGAAAUAAGAGAAAUCAAUGGAGUGAGCGUCGCCAACCAAUCCGUCGAAAGUUUACAAAGGAUGCUUCGUGAAGCCCGUGGCAGCGUGACCUUCAAGAUCGUUCCAAGCUAUCGCAGCGCCCCGCCCCCUUGCGAGUAUUUCAGGAUAAACCCUCCGCCUAUUCUCAUAUACGUGCGCGCGCAGUUCGACUACGAUCCGAACGAGGACGACCUGAUUCCGUGCGCGCAGGCCGGUGUGGCAUUCAAGACUGGCGAUAUCCUACAGAUCAUCAGCAAGGAUGACCACAACUGGUGGCAGGCGAGGAGGGAGGGCUCGGACGGCACGGCGGGUCUCAUCCCCUCGCCCGAAUUGCAGGAAUGGAGGACAGCCUGCCUGCUCCAGGAGAGCUCCAAGAAUGACCAAGUCAAUUGCUCAAUCUUCUCACGCAAGAAGAAGCAUUUCCGGGACAAAUACCUGGCAAAGCACAACGCAGUCUUCGACCAGCUGGACGUGGUCACCUAUGAGGAAGUGGUCAAGCUGCCGGCCUUCAGGCGGAAGACGCUCGUCUUAUUGGGGGCGCAUGGGGUUGGCAGGAGGCACAUCAAGAACACUUUGAUCAGCCACCAUCCGGACAAGUAUGCCUAUCCAAUACCUCACACGACCCGGCCGAUGCGCAAGGGUGAGGAGAACGGCAAGAACUACUACUUCGUAUCGCACGAGGAAAUGAUGGCCGAUAUCGCGGCCAACGAGUACCUCGAAUACGGCACCCACGAGGAGGCCAUGUACGGCACUAAGCUGGAGACCAUUCGAAGGCUGCAUGCGGACGGGAAGAUAGCCAUAUUGGACGUUGAACCACAGGCACUGAAAAUCCUACGCACCGCGGAGUACACUCCGUACACCGUAUUCAUUGCGGCACCCUCAUUGGGCAAUAUGCAAGAUAUCGACGGCAGCUUGGAGCGACUUUACAAAGAGAGCGAACUCUUACGCCAGGCCUAUGGUCACUUCUUCGACUUGACUAUUGUAAAUAACGACAUCGAAGAGACCAUUCGGACACUGGAGAAAACGCUCGAGAAAGUGCACACCUCGACGCAGUGGGUGCCGGUCACGUGGGUCUACUAAACGCUCCGCCUGCCGCUGCUGCCAAAGGAGAAAGGCUUCGUUUUCCGGCCAAUCCCGUCGUGGCCCCAACAAAUAACGCCACGCCCAAUUUUUGCUGAAUCACCAUUGAGAUAUUAUAGAGCUCUAUUACGCUAAUGGAUAAUCAUUACGGUACAUAAUUUUUGGUCGAGCUUAUAAAGAAGGAAGGAAAACUCACAUAUAAACGCUGCUCAUUUAAACACAGGCCACAGCACAAAAAGAUGUAUGUUAUUAUAUAAAAUAUAUAAAUAUAUAUAAACAUAUUUCAUAGCCUUUGAAUGAUAUUAAUGUCAGUGGUUCUCAACUUCAGGAGCAUGAAAAAGUGGAGGCAAAUCAUACGGAAAGUUUAAUCGGUAAAAUUUAAAGAUAACAAAAAUAUACAGGUAAAACUAAAUAAUAUACCACUAUUAAAAUAGAUAAAUACAUUUGGUAAAUUAUUUUUAAGUUGCAAUUAUUGU